CAGGAAAGUCCACCGCACCAUUCCCCAUUCUCUCCCCUCUCUCUCUUUCUACACACACCUCAUUUACUCUGUUUCUAUCUUCGCUUCUCCAUCGCAACCAUGUCGUGGCAAUCAUACAUAGACGACCACUUGAUGGCCGAUAUUGACGGCUGCCACCUCACUUCCUCCGCCAUCGUCGGCCACGACAGCAGCAUCUGGGCCCAGAGCUCCAACUUCCCACAGUUCAAGCACGAGGAGGUAGCAGCUAUCAUGAAUGACUUUGAUAAUCCCGGUUCACUGGCUCCUACUGGAUUGUACAUUGGGGGAACUAAAUACAUGGUGAUUCAAGGCGAGCCUAAUGCAGUUAUCCGAGGGAAGAAGGGAUCUGGUGGUGCUACCAUCAAAAAGACCAAUUUGGCCUUGAUCAUUGGUAUAUAUGACGAGCCAAUGACUCCGGGGCAGUGCAACAUGGUUGUGGAGAAGAUUGGUGACUAUCUUAUUGAACAGGGUCUCUAAUUGUCACGAAAUGCUUUUCAGCGCAGCGUUGUCGUCAUCUUGUACACGGUAUUCUGAAGUUGUGGGUGCUGUUAGUUGUGACAGAAAUGAUUUUGGUGUUUCAAAUUUGAUAGAUGGCAUCUCUGCCUAAAUUUAAAAAGGGGUUUGUCUUUGAAUUCUCUGGUUAUGAAAACUGCUAUGUUUCCAUGCAAGUAAAUGGAGUAUGUAUUUUUGGUUGGUUCUUCCAAUGGAUGGUCGAUUUUUAUAAACGUCUUUGCAAAUACAGAGUUGGCUUUCAUUGUGUUC
Salvia hispanica is the source of this 780-nucleotide messenger RNA. RefSeq names its product profilin-like. The record is from RefSeq and is a predicted model, not a curated record. NCBI's taxonomy places the organism in Eukaryota, Viridiplantae, Streptophyta, Magnoliopsida, Lamiales, Lamiaceae. Gene Ontology annotation, molecular function: actin monomer binding. Gene Ontology annotation, cellular component: cell cortex.